Molecule: messenger RNA, 2077 nt
Organism: Aaosphaeria arxii CBS 175.79
Lineage: Eukaryota; Fungi; Ascomycota; Dothideomycetes; Pleosporales
Product: uroporphyrin-III C-methyltransferas-like protein
Exons: 2
Coding region: 281-1906 (541 amino acids)
Biological process (GO): sulfate assimilation; siroheme biosynthetic process
Molecular function (GO): uroporphyrin-III C-methyltransferase activity
Source: RefSeq, a predicted model, not a curated record
GCGCUAGUCCCGUUCUGGAAGUGCCUAUCGAUAUCGGAACAAAAAAAAGGAAAGAAACGAUCGCGCAAUCGCCGUCAAGUCACAGUCGCCUUAUCUGUAAGCGGUGGGCGGUGGGGUCUCCAGAUUUUCGAUUUGUCUUGACUGGUCUUUACUUUGACUGGACUCUCUCCCCCUCCGAUGCGCGCAUGAUUGAUUUUGUUAUUAUUCUUCUGAUAUCCUGAUCUCGAAUCCUCUUUUCUUUCGAUUCUGACCACAGUCUUUUCCUUCUCUUUUGCAUACCAUGGCGCCCUCGUUGCUCACAGCAAUCGAUUCGACCAAUCAUGUCCAUUUGAUUAUCGGUUCCAAUCCCCUCGCCGGAGCUCGCUGUACACGCUCAAUAGAAGUGGGCGCAAAGCCCAUUGUCAUUGCCCCUGAGGAUGCCACCUUUCACUACACUUUGUCGAAGCGGAUAGAGGAGGGUGCUGUGCAAUGGGUCAAGCGUGGAUUCACAGAAGACGAUUUGACCACGCUUGGUCGCGCAGAAGUUGAUGGCGUCGUGGACGCGGUAUUCGUUACCACCGGUGGUAAAGGCAGUCAAAGCACUGAAAUAUCGAGCCUUUGCCGACGCUUAAGAAUACCCAUCAAUGUCGCCGACGCCCCUAACUUAUGCUCAUUCUCGUUGCUCUCCACCCAUUCCGACGGACCAAUUCAAAUCGGAGUCACCACAUCGGGCAAGGGAUGUAAGCUAUCGGCAAGGAUACGACGGGAGAUUGCAUCGUCGCUGCCGCAAAAUCUUGGAGCUGCGGUAGACAGACUGGGCACCAUGCGACGACGCAUUUGGGAGGAGGACCACGCACACGAGCAUUCGCAGGAUCUCGAAGCCGAGGAUGAAGACUCAGGCCAAUCUGCUACCUUCAACAAGCUGAUUCUGGCGGAGAGUGCCGAGUCUGCUCGAGGCCGAAGAAUGCGCUGGCUAUCACAGAUCUGCGAGUACUGGCCGCUUCGUCGCCUUGCUGCAAUCACAGAUGCUGAUGUGGAGACUCUACUUCGCGACUAUUCUCGUUCAAACAUCUUCAAGGGCGGGGACAAUGGAAAGGAUGGUGACAAGCGGCCUGGGCGAAUCAUACUUGCAGGCUCUGGUCCUGGCAAUCCGGAUUUAUUGACACGAGCCGCACACAAAGCCAUCCUUUCCGCAGACCUCAUCCUAGCCGACAAACUCGUACCAGCGCCCAUAUUGGACCUCGUCCCCCGCCGCGCCACUGUACACAUCGCGAGGAAGUUCCCUGGAAAUGCCGACAAAGCGCAAGAGGAACUCCUCGAGAUGGGUUUGGCAGGGUUGAAGGCUGGGAAGGUGGUUGUGCGGAUCAAGCAAGGCGAUCCGUACAUCUAUGGACGUGGUGGAGAGGAGUACGACUUUUUCCGAGCUCAUGGAUUCGUUCCCACUGUGCUGCCAGGCAUCACGAGUGCCCUAAGCGCUCCAUUGUUUGCCGAUAUUCCUGCUACACAUCGCGGCGUUGCAGACGAAGUCCUGAUAUGCACCGGCACUGGCCGGAAGGGUGCGGCCCCCGACCCUCCAGAGUACAAAGCAUCUCGAACGGUGGUGUUCCUGAUGGCUUUGCAUCGUCUGUCCUCGCUUGUUGAGAGCCUUGUGGAUACAAAGAAAUACCCACUCUCCACACCUUGCGCAGUGCUGGAAAGAGCCAGCUGCCCCGACCAGCGAGUCAUUCGCACAACACUGGAACAUGUGUGCGCGGCUGUCGAGGAGGAAGGUAGCCGACCUCCUGGCCUCCUGGUCCUUGGAAACGGAUGCAACGUGCUCAGAAAUUUCGAGCAAAAAUGGGUGGUUGAAGAUGGCUUCAAGGGGCUCGAUGACAUUGGCACGGAGAGCGAGCUUCCCCUUGCGCUGGGAGCUGCCAUUCCCGCAUAGGAACAUUGAACAUACACACUGAUCUAACGACUAUGCAAAAAUGAUUGCAAUAUACCCAAAAUACGCAUUUUAUAUAGACAAUGUACAAUAAUAUGACGGUCCAGGCUUUUGUGUGCAAUCGUGAUUGCAAUAUACCCAAACUACGUAGAUUUUGCAGACAUUCAUUAACAA